AUGAGGUCGAGUGUGCUUUUUAUAGUUGCCCUUGUGCCGAUGCUCUUGUUAGCAUGGCCUGCAGCACAAGAAGUCGUCCAUGGUCAAGAGGCCUUGGGGCAAUGCCUCACAGUUUGCUUCCAAGAAAUGACUUCAUGCAUGGAUUGGUGUUCCGACAGAAGCCAAGCACCAGAUGCAGAGGAAAAUUGCUAUAAUGAAUGCAUCGAUUAUAACAACGGAUGCAUGGACAAUUGUACUUGCUGA
Molecule: messenger RNA, 243 nt
Organism: Prunus armeniaca (apricot)
Lineage: Eukaryota; Viridiplantae; Streptophyta; Magnoliopsida; Rosales; Rosaceae
Source: the annotation of a GenBank genome assembly